Fibroporia radiculosa is the source of this 1380-nucleotide messenger RNA. RefSeq lists its product as uncharacterized. The coding region runs from base 1 to 1380 and encodes 459 amino acids. NCBI's taxonomy places the organism in Eukaryota, Fungi, Basidiomycota, Agaricomycetes, Polyporales, Fibroporiaceae. Gene Ontology annotation, molecular function: hydrolase activity, acting on carbon-nitrogen (but not peptide) bonds, in cyclic amidines. The record is from RefSeq and is a predicted model, not a curated record. The transcript has 5 exons.
AUGCAAGGUGAGUUCUUGGUACCUGUUCACAGUGCGAAUGAAUUUCCAGAAAAAGCCCGACAAGUACUUAUUCGCAACGUCUAUCUCCACGACGACUCUUCAGUGCAAUCGAGUCCACUGUACGACGUGAUCUGUACGAACGGUAAAGUACAUGAUGUACGGGCCACCUCGGACCCUACCAAUGUGGAGAACGACGACACUUAUAUCCGGGGUUCGAUCGACUCCGAAGAUGUAGAGAUAUUGGAUGCAGAGGGCAAGGGGAUUUUGGUUCCUGCGCUGUGCCAUGCACAUAUCCACCUGGAUAAGUGCUUUCUUCUGGGCAAAUCUGAUGAGCUUGUGAGCGGUGAUUUUGCUGAAGCCCUCAAGGUAACUGCACAGGCAAAAGGCAAUUUCCCUUCCGCCUUGGAGGACCUGUACAACCGAGGAAGCCGAUUAAUCGUCGAGAGUGUCGAAUGUGGUGUUACGGCGAUGCGUGCCCAUGUCGAAGUCGAUGAGACUGUGCACAUGAGUUGCUUAGACGUUGGUCUACGGCUCAAGAAGGACUAUGAAACCAUUUGCGAUGUCCAGAUAGCAGUCUUCGCACAGGACCCUCUUUUCUCCGCGCAAAAUGCUGAACUCGGCGACAACCUGAUCCUUCUCCAGAACGCUGCAGCCCGCGACGGCGUACAUGCGGUGGGCUCCGCGCCCUACGUCGAGCCUAGUGUCGCCCAGGCAAAACGCAACAUCCGGUUCAUCUUCGAUAUCGCUUGCACGCACGGGCUGCACGCUGACUUCCACCUCGACUACACCCUCGACCGCGACGCCGAGCCGCUCAUAUGGUACGUGCUCGACGAGCUCCGCACGCGCAUGCGCACAGGACGCUGGCCCGCUGGUGCGCGCGUGUGCGUCGGGCACGCUACGCGCCUCACGCUCUUCUCCGCGGAAGAGUGGGCCGCGCUCGCGCAUGCGGUGCACCCCGACGGCGAGGGCCUUCCGCUCGCGCUCGUCGGCCUGCCUCCGAGCGACGUGUACAUGAUGGCCCGUGGCGCGCAGUGGGAGCUCGCGCGGCCGCGCGGCACGCUGGACGUCGUGCGCCUCGCGCGCGUGCACGCGCUGCCGGUGGCGAUGGCGGUGAACAACGUCGAGAACGCGUUCACGCCGCAGGGCGUGCUGGAUCCGCUGGCACUGUGCCCGCUCGGCGUCGCGCUGUUCCAGAGCGGGACGCGAGCGGACGCAGCGAGGCUCGUGGUGCGUCGCUCUUCGCUCAUCUGCUUUUCUCGUGGGUCUCUGGCCUUAUUGGACACUCUGAAUGUUGCAGGAGGCCGUGACGGUAAAUGCACAGAUCGCGGUGGGCACGAGCGGUCCCCGCGCGCUGCGUCUGGUGCCAGGGGACCCAGCUAA